AUGGCGACCUCAAACAAUCCGCGAAAAUUCAGCGAAAAAAUCGCUCUGCACAAUCAGAAGCAGGCAGAAGAGACUGCGGCAUUUGAAGAGGUUAUGAAGGAUCUCAGUAUAACACGCGCUGCCCGGUUGCAGUUGCAGAAGACCCAGUAUUUGCAACUAGGGCAGAAUCGCGGUCAGUGCUAUGGAGGUUCACUUCCUAAUGUCAGUCAGAUUGGAAAUAAUCUCCCUCUUCAGACGGCAGUGCUGGACACCAGUCGCACCACGCGACACCACGGCCUGGUGGACAGGGUGUACCGCGAUCGAAACCGCAUCACCUCCCCUCACCGCAGGCCCCUGGACAAACACGGACGCCAGAUUGACAGCUGCCCUUACGGUUCCGUCUAUCUCUCCCCUCCUCCUGAUACCAGCUGGAGAAGGACCAACUCUGAUUCAGCUCUACACCAGAGUGCCAUGAAUCCAGCUCCACACGACGCGUUUGCCGGAGGGUCUCAAGAAAUGCAGCCGAAACGAGUUCUCGUUCUCACGACUCCGAAGGCAGAGGAAGGAGAAACUGAGAUGGAAAAGGAUGAACUGAAACAGACACUGCACCCCAAGUCUGGUGACGUCCCUGGAAUAAAUAUCUUUCCGUCACCUGACCAAGAGAUGACCGCAUCGUUAAUGCCAGCUGCUCACAGUACGGGUGGUUCUCUGCCCGACCUGACCAACAUCCAGUUUCCUCCUCCGCUCCCUACUCCUCUGGACCCCGAUGACACCACCUACCCCGCUCCUGCCACCUCCAGUGGCACUGCCAACCUUACACACCUGGGCAUCAGCGCUGGUAGCCACGGGGUCGCGACCUCUGAGGCGACACUGAGUGGCCCAGGACAGCAGAGGCAACAGACCCCAGCUCCACUUCCACUGAGCACAGACGGCCAGCAACAGCUCUCCCCAACACUCCCACCACAGAUACCCAACACACAGGCUGUGACACUGGACGGCCUGUCCCUGGAUCAGCAGUUGUCCCAGUAUUCACUGCUGACUCUGCUGAGCGACCUGCAGAAGCAGCAGCCAGCCCUCCCCCAGAACAUCCGCCUGAUUCAGCUCCCUCCCCUCGCCGUCAGCACCGCCUCCAGCAUGGCCCCCCCCGCCGCCCUCACCCAGACGCACUCCACUGCCAACGCCAACGCCAACACGUAUCGCAAUCAGACCGGGUCGCCCGCCAAUCAGUCUCCGACCUCUCCGGUGUCCAAUCAGGGCUUCUCGCCUGGAGGCUCGCCUCAACACAUUCCGGUGGUGGGCAGUAUAUUCAGUGACUCGUUCUACGAGCAUCAGCUAGCAUCCAGACAGACCAACGCUCUGUCCCAUCAGCUGGAGCAGUUCAACAUGAACCUGAUUGAAAACCCAAACAGUUCCAAUAACCUGUACAGUCAGUGCUCCACCCUCAACUACACACAAGCUGCCAUGAUGGGCCUCACUGGGAGUCAAGGAAGCCUUCAGGACUCACAGCAGCUUAGCUACAGUAACCAUGGCAACAUUCCCAACAUCAUUCUCACAGUGACCGGGGAAUCCCCGCCUAGCCUCUCAAAGGAGCUCACCAACUCGUUGGCAGGCGUGGGUGAUGUAAGCUUUGAUGCGGACUCUCAGUUCCCAUUGGAUGAGCUGAAGAUCGACCCCCUCACCCUAGACGGACUGCACAUGCUCAACGACCCGGACAUGGUUCUGGCCGACCCCGCCACCGAGGACACGUUCCGUAUGGACAGGCUGUGA
This is a messenger RNA of Chanos chanos (milkfish), 1746 nucleotides long. RefSeq names its product CREB regulated transcription coactivator 1b (gene crtc1b). The coding region runs from base 1 to 1746 and encodes 581 amino acids. Gene Ontology annotation, molecular function: cAMP response element binding protein binding. Lineage: Eukaryota; Metazoa; Chordata; Actinopteri; Gonorynchiformes; Chanidae. Gene Ontology annotation, biological process: protein homotetramerization; positive regulation of transcription by RNA polymerase II. The transcript is spliced from 14 exons. The record is from RefSeq and is a predicted model, not a curated record. Gene Ontology annotation, cellular component: cytoplasm; nucleus.